Messenger RNA from Striga asiatica, 387 nucleotides. The record is from the annotation of a GenBank genome assembly. Lineage: Eukaryota; Viridiplantae; Streptophyta; Magnoliopsida; Lamiales; Orobanchaceae.
GCUUUUGAGAAAUGCCAAAAACUAAACUACAUUAAAACUAUAAACACAAUUAAAAUCUUUUUUGGGUCUGUGGUCAGAUCAACUUUGUUAGCGACAAGAAAUCCUUGUGGUCAGGAAUUGCCGAAAAAAAACUAUAACAUACACCCAAACACAACAAUGAGAUGCAGGCUAACCAUUACAGUCCAUGAAACUGGCAAUAAGAAUGCACUGAUUUAUGGUUUUGAUGCUGAGAAGAUAAUAUCUUUAAACGGAAUUCAGUUAUAUGAAGCAGUUCACAAUAAAGUAAUUGAUCUCCGCUUGCCACAACCAUUCAUAUUGCAAACUCAUUCAAGAAACACAAUGUUACUUGUUUCAUCAAGCACUAUCAAUCAGAUUACCAGACUGUCU